AGGCUCCUCCCAUCACCUCGCAAAGUUCGGAGCCGGCUGAGCGUCUUCGCUUCUCCCUCCCGCGGGAGGCUGAGCCGGGGAGGCGGCGGCUCGGCGGCUCCAUGCCCCGGCGCCAUGGGGAACGGCAGCGCCGGGGCCGCCCCGUGCAACGGCACCGCUCCGCCGCCUCCUCCUCCUCCUCCUCCAGCCGGCCACAACAUCGCCGCCCUGGUGCUGGGCAUCGUUCUCAUCCUGCUCAUCGUCGGGGGCAACGGGCUGGUGUGCCUCAGCGUGUGCACGGAGCGGGCGCUCAAGACAACCACCAACUAUUUCAUCGUCAGCCUCGCCGUCGCCGACCUGCUGCUCGCCCUCCUCGUCCUGCCUCUCUACGUCUACUCCGAGUUUCAGGGUGGUGUGUGGUCCCUCAGCACUGUCCUCUGCGAUACCCUGAUGACCAUGGAUGUGAUGCUGUGCACAGCUUCCAUCUUCAACCUCUGUGCUAUCAGCGUGGAUCGGUUUAUCGCUGUUUCAGUCCCGCUGAACUACAACCGGCGACAGAUCGACCUGCGGCAGCUGAUCCUCAUCUCCACCACGUGGAUAUUCGCCUUUGCUGUGGCAUCCCCAGUCAUAUUCGGCCUCAACAAUGUCCCGAACCGGGACCCCAGCUUGUGCCAGCUGGAGGAUGACAACUACAUUGUGUACUCCUCCAUCUGCUCCUUCUUCAUCCCUUGCCCCGUCAUGCUGGUGCUCUACUGCGCCAUGUUCCAAGGACUCAAGCGCUGGGAAGAAGCCAGGAAGGCCAAGCUAAGGGGUGGCAUCUACGGGGGCAACAGAAUGCUCUAUCACCCCUCACCCUUCAUUGAGAGAGAGCGGGUUGGCAUGGAGCCGGACGAGUACCACCAUUAUUCACACCCUGAGCACUCCCUUUCCGGGGACUAUGUGAUAAGCAAUGGGCUCCAGACUGUCUCCUACCCACACCUCAAGUACCCACACCCGGCACACAGUCAGAAGCGGGCCAAGAUCAACGGCCGGGAGCGGAAGGCCAUGAGGGUACUGCCUGUGGUUGUUGGUGCUUUCCUCUUCUGCUGGACACCUUUUUUUGUGGUCCACAUUACAAGGGCUCUAUGCAAGUCCUGCAUCAUUCCCACUCAAGUCACCAGCAUCGUCACCUGGCUGGGUUACGUCAACAGCGCCGUCAACCCCAUCAUUUACACUGUUUUCAACGCCGAGUUCAGAAACUUCUUCCGCAAAGUCUUGCACCUUUUCUGCUGAGCUCGCGGAACUGGAGGGAACAACCAGGAUAACUUUGUAUAGUUCAUUAAAGAUCUAUUUCUGCCUAAGGUCUGCUGUCUUUGUUGGGGAGGAGGGAAGGAAGAAAGAUGGUUCCAGGAUGGCAGCUUGAGGACAGUGGUUCCCAGCCCUCUGUCUCCACUGUGAGAAGUUACAGGUGAGUGCAGUGGUUACAGCUUGGGUAUUCCUCUCACUGGAAGCUGCAGGCGUAGCCACUUCAAGCUUGGUGCUUGAUGUAGACAUCAAGAGACCCCACAAGACAGCGGAUAUUGCACAGCAUGGCUAUCUUCUGACUACUGAUUUUCAUGCAGGGCUCUUAUUUUCCAAGGGGUAAUUUAUGUGCUUAGAAAUAAAAGACUUGUUAGGAGGUCCUGAGUUUUUUUUUUGACUAAGGAUAACGAUUGCUUCAUCAAUUUAUCAUCAACAAACAAACAGGUUAUGAUGCCACAACAAUUAUACUGCAGUCUUAUAAGUUCAGUGUUGUAUAGGGGGUAGCUCCCCAAAUGCCAGGGCCCUGAUGAGAAGCUUCUAGAGAACUUUAAUCACACAUGAGUCAUACCUACACAUCUUCAUUGUUGUCCCACUCAUGCUCUUCAGAAUCUCCUUAAUCAGAAGAUGCAAUAAAAACAAAAUUCAGACUGUAACCAAAGCAUUAGAUAUACUCAUCCACAAGCAGCAUAGUGACGAUACUGGAGAGCUUUCUGCAUCGGUAUAAAUUGCUGCUCAGUUAUCUGCACAAACGUGGGUUUGGCAAGCAUGGAUGCAGUAUGGCUGUGCUCAUCCCUUUGUGUAGCUGCAGUUGUCCCUGAACCAACACAGAGCUCCGCUCCCAGUCCAGCAGUGCUCUGCAAGGAUGUUCCUCUGGGGGGAAUGCAAGAUGCAGCUGAGAACAAGUGGGUGCUUAAACCAAAACACGCAGGGUGUUCAGCACGACGCACUGCUUCCUUUAGUCAGAACCUUAAUGAGCAAUAGAUGGAGGCAACAAACCUUGUAAAUUAGUUGUAUUGUUGUGGGUUCAAUUAAGAGCAUCUUUUCCAUUAAGUAAUUAUCUUAAAGAGUUAGAAAACUGGCACUCAUCAUGUAAGAAGAAACGAUUGCAAAUACUGAAGGAUGACUUUGGGGAAGCUUGAAGAGUGGGUACGUUGCUUGCGAUGGGUUUCUACGGAAUUGCCUGUUUCCCUCCCCAGAGUGCUCCAUGUGUAAUUUCUGUUCUCAGCCUGCAAAGCUCAUGCUUGGCUUCCCACUAAGGAAUGGUUUCCUUGAGAGGAGGGGGGCACACUGCUACCUUCCUUCCAUCAGUACUGGUCCUCACUCUCAGCACCAAGAUGAAAACUCAUUCCAGUGAGCAACUAGAAAGUUAGUAACAGCAACCACAGCCUAAAUUAUCAAAGCAGCAUGUUAUUAAUUAAAGCAUUUUGGAGUAGUGAAUAAAGCCAAUAACCUCUUAAUGCUCACCACUGCUUUAAUUAGGAGCUACUAAGCAGCAGUGAGAGGCCAGAACUCUCCGUGCACUCUUACUUGGAGGUUGCUCAAAUUUUGGCACUGCAGUCAGGGCAUGCUGCUGUGCUGAGAGCUGCUCCUCCCCACUGUCACAUCACAUUCACACUGAUGUCCUGCAAAGACUAAGAGCCAACACCUCUCUGUGCAAAACUCCCUGCAGAAGCACCCCUCGCAUGCUGCAUUUGUCCACGUGCCUUCAUCACAUUUUAUUGAGCAAGAUGUGAUUUUUCAGUCGUAUUCAAGUGCAGAAGUUUCAAUGUGUUCCAAAUUUCUCCAGCAUAGAGGGAACACAGAUAAACAAAAGAAAACAAAGUCCUUCCAAAGGCAAAUUAAGAAUUUGUACUUUUUCAAGGCAAUUAAAUAAACCAAAUGAGGGAUCAUUCCUUUUUCCAAAUAAGAGGUAGGGAGGCAUGGGGAAAACAGAACAACAGCAAAUCUAAUUGCAGCAACUAUUCUUAAUCCAUCUC
Molecule: messenger RNA, 3236 nt
Organism: Phasianus colchicus (ring-necked pheasant)
Lineage: Eukaryota; Metazoa; Chordata; Aves; Galliformes; Phasianidae
Gene: DRD4
Product: dopamine receptor D4
Biological process (GO): negative regulation of adenylate cyclase activity; negative regulation of cytosolic calcium ion concentration; regulation of potassium ion transport
Cellular component (GO): plasma membrane
Molecular function (GO): dopamine neurotransmitter receptor activity, coupled via Gi/Go; G protein-coupled receptor activity
Source: RefSeq, a predicted model, not a curated record